Messenger RNA from Syngnathoides biaculeatus (alligator pipefish), 1417 nucleotides. RefSeq names its product zinc finger DHHC-type palmitoyltransferase 23a (gene zdhhc23a). Gene Ontology annotation, cellular component: endoplasmic reticulum; Golgi apparatus. The transcript is spliced from 5 exons. Gene Ontology annotation, molecular function: protein-cysteine S-palmitoyltransferase activity. The coding region runs from base 166 to 1320 and encodes 384 amino acids. NCBI's taxonomy places the organism in Eukaryota, Metazoa, Chordata, Actinopteri, Syngnathiformes, Syngnathidae. The record is from RefSeq and is a predicted model, not a curated record. Gene Ontology annotation, biological process: protein targeting to membrane; peptidyl-L-cysteine S-palmitoylation.
ACUUCUUCUUUGAUUUUUUUUCUACUAGCACUUUUCUUCUUCUUCUUCAUCCACUCACGCAAGGAGCUGUAGCCGACAGAUGCUUUUGCACAUUUUUUCCUCAGGAGGGCAUUUGAUUUCGCGUUUGGAGACAAGAGUGAUACACUUGGCGGUUGUUUGUCCACGAUGAAAUGGGAGAAGCUGAAACCUCCAGAACCAGAUGAUCCAAUGUGUUGCUGCGAAUGCGACGUAUUCCAGUUCGGGUGCGGUUGUGACUGUGAGGACCUGGACGAAGCAUUUAACAGAUGGCUGAGAGACAAGGCCCCAAAGAGUGGAUGUCAUUCACUUCUACUGAGGGCCUUGAUUGACAACUUGGAAAUCUCCCUGGUUCCUGCAUUGGUCCUGCUGCCUCUCCUGAUGAGGGUGGCGGCGCUGCACUACCUGCUGGGCAUCAUGAUCUUGACAGCGCUUCCCGGCUUGGUGCUCUGGCUCUACUACGCCACCCACAAGAGGAAGAGACGCACACUAUUCUUCCUCACGUUGGCUCUCUACUCUCUCGCCUACAUGUACUACCUCUUCAUCGCUGAGAUUGUACCUCGAGGAGAUGUGAGUCGCAUGCAGCUAUGCACUGUGACCGCGGGGGUGAUUUUUACUAUUGUCUCUCUGGUUCGGACUAAGAGGGGUCCAGGAUUCGUUAGUACUACACGUGAGGAGGACACUGAGGAUUCGCCACAUCUCACUGGGUCUGUUCAGUCAGAGGAAACCUCUGAUUUCCCAGUAUCAAGACCAAGUGGAAAAUGGAGCAAGUGUCCUGUGUGCAAAAUUGCACGACCACCCCGGGCGGGACAUUGUAGAACAUGUGGAGCUUGUGUCCAACGCCUGGACCACCACUGUGUCUGGAUAAACAGUUGUGUAGGACAGGGUAACCACCGCAGCUUCCUGUUGACGCUGUGUGUGUUCCUGCUGACGUCUGUGUAUGGGAUUGCUUUGGUGCUGCACAGCUUGUGUCCUCAGCAGUAUCAAGUCGGCGCACUCUUCUACUGCCCUGGUGUCUACAGUCAGUCCAGUUCAGCGCUCUGCUUCACCUGCGCCUGGUACAGCGUCAUAGUGACGGGGGGCCUGCUGUAUCUACUGGUGGCACAGGUGGUCAACAUCAGCUUCAACGUGACAGAGCGGGAGGCUCAGCUGGCCUUGAGGAACAAAACGGGCCAGAGACGCAUGUGGGGUCUCGCCGUUGCCACGGGAACAUAUUCGCGAGGCUUCUACCAGAACUGGGUUGACUUCCUCACUAUGGCCGAUGCCUCUUUGUGUCCUCGAUCCCGCCCCCCUGACUUGGUCUAGUUUCACAUCCUUGGCUACAACACAACAUUGCCAUUGUAGAGUUUGUGCAUUUAAAAAAAAAAAAAAGGAAAUGGUACUUCUGUUUUUUGUAAUUAAA